AUGAGUACCAUACAGAAUCUCAAAAAUUUCAUACGUCAUGGCAAGCAAGCCCGCCUGGUGACGCCGCAUGCCGAACCCACCACCAAUGUUUCGCCCAUCCAUGCCGAACAACAACGUCAACCACAGGGCUCCUAUCCCGCCGCUGCCGGCAACCUCGACGCCAUUGACAGCAAACUAGGCAACGGAAACGCUCAGCCUUCUCAGCGGAACUCCGACUCGUCACAGUCUAGGCGCGCUCGCGAACUCGAGAUCGAGCAGAUCAUCGCCGAAGAGAAAAGUAGUCGGAACAAGAUGCCUAAAUACCCGGGUCUCGAGCGCUGGAUCUUGAUGGAGAAGAUGGGGGAUGGCGCCUUUAGCAACGUCUAUCGCGCCAAGGACACCACCGGCGAGUUCGGGGAAGUCGCCAUCAAGGUGGUGCGCAAGUUUGAGAUGAACAGCAACCAGACUGCCGCCCAUCUGCAUCCGGGGAUCAGAAAGAAACCCAAAGCUACGGAGCGUGCCAACAUCCUGAAAGAAGUGCAGAUCAUGCGCAAUCUCGACCACCCUAACAUCGUCAAGCUGAUUAGUUUCUCCGAGUCGCGUCAAUACUACUAUAUCAUCCUCGAACUCUGCCCCGGUGGCGAGCUGUUCCAUCAAAUCGUGAGAUUGACCUACUUCAGUGAAGAGCUCAGUCGCCAUGUUAUUGUGCAGGUCGCCCAGGCAAUUGAGUAUCUCCACGAGACUUCCGGAGUUGUGCAUCGUGAUAUCAAACCCGAAAACCUUCUCUUCUACCCGACAGAAUUCAUCCCGAGCAAGCACCCCAAACCUCGCCAGCCCGGUGACGAAGACAAGGUCGACGAGGGCGAGUUUAUUCCUGGAAAAGGUGCUGGUGGUAUCGGCUUGAUUAAGAUCGCCGACUUUGGGUUGUCGAAGGUUAUCUGGGACAGCCAAACCAUGACGCCGUGUGGAACAGUCGGAUACACCGCCCCUGAGAUCGUCAAAGAUGAGCGGUACUCCAAGAGUGUCGAUAUGUGGGCCCUGGGUUGCGUUCUCUACACUCUCCUCUGUGGUUUCCCGCCGUUCUACGACGAGAGCAUCCAGAUCCUGACUGAAAAGGUUGCUCGUGGUCAAUACACCUUCCUAUCGCCGUGGUGGGACGAUAUUUCCAAGUCGGCCCAGGAUCUGAUCUCUCAUCUCCUGACGGUGGAUCCGGAGAAGCGCUAUACCAUCAAGCAGUUUCUCGCCCAUCCCUGGAUCCGUGGCACCGAUGAAGCUACCGAAGCUGCUGCGGACGCUCCUCCACUUGCAACGCCUCUUACUACCCGCAAGCAGGGACAGCCCUUGGAUGCAUUUGCGGCCGAUCAAGCGCCAUUCGCUCCGAUCAGUGCCCGCCUGGGCGACCAACCAUCGGCUGGUAUGGAACGCCCCAUGGACUUCCGUUCUCCUGGAGCGAUCAAUUUGCGCGAGGUCUUCGAUGUUGGUUAUGCCGUGCACAGACAAGAAGAGGAGGGCAAACGUCGCAAGAACUUCCGUCAAGGUUACCGUGGGGCCAACCCCUCGACGAACUUCCGGUCGGCGCUGAACCCUCUGAACGAAGACUACGAUGAGCCGGAUGAGAUCAACUAUCAACCCAUCCAGCGCGAAGAUUUUGCCCCUUCCAAGAUCCCCAAGUCCUCACAGCAGGCCGGUGAUGUCGCUGCCAUGGAGGCGAAAUUGCGAUCUACAAACUUGAGUGGUGCUCCCAGCCAUGCCGCGCAAGCACGACAAGCCCAUCAACCCCGACAGCAACAAGGCUACGGGCAACACAGUGCCAAGGUGGCCGCCGCUGCAAGACAGAGCAUUGCCCGAGGCGCGCGGGAGCCUUUCGAGCUGAACCUGGAUAACGCUACUCUCCUAGAGAAACGCGGUCGACGCCACCAGCCUGUUGCUUGA
Messenger RNA from Aspergillus aculeatinus CBS 121060, 1911 nucleotides. RefSeq names its product serine/threonine-protein kinase. Gene Ontology annotation, biological process: protein phosphorylation. The record is from RefSeq and is a predicted model, not a curated record. The transcript is spliced from 4 exons. NCBI's taxonomy places the organism in Eukaryota, Fungi, Ascomycota, Eurotiomycetes, Eurotiales, Aspergillaceae. Bases 1 to 1911 code for a protein of 636 amino acids. Gene Ontology annotation, molecular function: protein kinase activity; ATP binding.